CUGACAGCUGGUUUGAGCAGCGAAGACGUGUACUUUCUGUGUCGAUUCCUGUAGGGUUUUUUAAUUUACGUUUUUGUUUACAGCAUUAUUAUUUCUUUUACAUAGUUUAGCCUUCGACUGUUUUCCUGAUGGCGACAGUGGAGGAGCUGAAGUUGAGGGUGAGAGAGUUGGAGAAUGAGCUGAUAAAGUGUAAGCAGAAACAGUGUGCUGCGGAAGAUGCUCACAGUCAGGCACUAAAUAGACCGAAAAUUGACAAAAUGAGCGCCGAAGUUGUGGAUUCCAACCCGUACAGUCGCCUCAUGGCUUUAAAGAGAAUGGGCAUCGUAGAUGAUUACGAGAGAAUUCGGACAUUCACGGUAGCUGUGGUUGGAGUUGGGGGAGUUGGCAGUGUGACAGCUGAAAUGCUCACUAGAUGUGGCAUUGGUAAGUUGCUCCUUUUUGACUAUGAUAAAGUAGAGCUGGCCAAUAUGAACAGGCUGUUCUUCCAGCCUCACCAAGCAGGCCUCAGCAAAGUGGAAGCAGCAGAACACACACUCAGAAACAUCAAUCCAGACGUGUCAUUUGAAACCCAUAACUACAACAUUACUACGAUGGAAAAUUUUACACAUUUCAUGGAUCGUAUCAGUCAUGGAGGGCUGGAAAAAGGGAAACCAGUGGAUUUGGUCCUGAGCUGUGUGGACAACUUUGAGGCCAGAAUGGCCAUCAAUACAGCCUGCAAUGAACUAGGUCAGAUCUGGAUGGAGUCUGGCGUCAGUGAGAAUGCUGUGUCAGGACACAUCCAGCUCAUCAUUCCUGGGGAGACGGCCUGCUUCGCUUGUGCUCCUCCACUUGUGGUGGCAGCCAACAUUGAUGAGAAAACCCUAAAACGGGAGGGUGUGUGUGCUGCCAGCUUACCAACAACCAUGGGUGUUGUGGCAGGUCUCCUUGUGCAAAAUGUCCUCAAAUAUCUUCUAAAGUUUGGUACUGUCAGUUAUUAUCUUGGCUACAAUGCCAUGCAGGACUUCUUCCCUGCCAUGGCAAUGAAAGCUAACCCCCAGUGUAAUGACCGUCACUGCAGGAGACAACAGGAGGAGUACAAGAGGAAAGAAGCAGAGCGGCCCAAAGUGGAGGUCGUACAGGAAGAGGAGGAGGUUGUACAUGAAGACAAUGAAUGGGGUAUUGAGCUGGUAUCAGAGGUGACUGAAGAAGAGUUAAAGGCUGCUUCAGGUACUGUGCCCGACCUCCCAGAAGGCAUCACAGUGGCUUAUACCAUUCCAACUGAGGAAAAAGCAGAUGGCGAGACAGUGGAGGAGACUGAACAGAGCCUUGAAGAAUUAAUGGCUCAGAUGAAAAAACUGUAGGAAACAAUCUGAAGGUGCAUUUCUGCUGUUAAUAUGAGACUAACCUUUUCUUGCCUGUUCACUCCAACAUCAUUGUGAAAAUGCCAAUUGCUGUACGAUACAAGCAGUUAAAGAAUGAGCUCAUCUAACCGCUGAAGACGUGGAAUGCAUGAUAAAUGCUGCUUAUGGUAUUUCACACACCGGGAAAAAAAAAACGCACACACAAAAAAACAUCAGAUAUGUAAUUUGCUGACAUGGUAAAGUGUUUAGCACUUGAAAUGGGAACAUUUUCUAAUUACAUAUCAAUAAACCUGAAGAUAUCAGUUAGUGUUUUGCUUACUAAAUGUGUGUCCCAACUUUUCAACAUCCACAAAAAAAGAAGAAAUGUUUCCUGUAACAUCACAGAACAAUGUUCAAGUUGUCUCAAUAAAGUAUUUAUUAGAUGGACAUGUUGGACUUUAUUUUUAUUUUCCUAUACAGCUUUUACAGAUGUUAUUAACAUGGUAUUAAUACAUUAAUACAUGAAUAGAUGCAAGCAGUAAAAACAUUUUGUAUCUUGUAUAUGUGGCAACACAGUAGGUUUUGGUACAAUGUGUCCCUUUUGGCCUUAAUGUAUUGUACCUGAAGCCUUAUAUGUCACAGUGAUGUCUUUGGUAAGACCCUUUAAAUAUUUUGAAUAAAUGCAUGCGCACUUAAUUUUGCAUAAACACAGCCUUAAAUCAGCUACAGAUAAUGAUUCUUCAGACAUGUGUUUUACUUAAUUGUCCAAGUUUGCCUUUCUCAAAACACUGUUGGAUAUGCAUUGUAUGUAACAAAUGUUAAAAUAUAUAUAAAAUUCAUAAUGUAAACAAUGUAUAUUUAAAAACAAAAAGUGCUUGGGAUCUGACAGUCGUGUUAAUCAUCAUCAGGAGAUAGUUCACGUUCUAAUGUUUGUUCUUCUGCACGUUCUCACUAACACCUUUUUGUACUGGGUGUUUAGCAUGAUUCACACGGAACAAUUUGAAUGCCUAGAUUGAAAAACUAACAUUUAAAAUGUGAAUAUAAUAAUAUAACCUGUUAUACCAUACGAUGUUGGUCAUAAUUAAGCAUGUUUUUAUGGCUGGAGUGACUUCAUACCCACAAAUAAAUCUAGGCUAAGCUGAAAUUUGAGUUUAGUGUAGUGUAGACCUGAGUUUAAAGCCUGUUAAAGAGCUGAUUUCUGAAGUGUAUUACACAUGACUGCAUGCAAAACACCACUGGCAGAUAUGCAGGUUUUAAACAUGAAUACUGUAAACUUCACAUUCCUUUUGGCAGGUACAGUAUGUACCUUCAACCACAUGUGAUGUAUGUGAUGACUAGAAUUGUAAAUUAGUUUUGGUGAAAUCAAAGGAUUUCAGUAACACUGUAUAAUAGUUAGAGCUGUCCAAACAGCCAUUACUAAUCAGCUGCAAAGUACACCUAAGCAGGGUCAC
Molecule: messenger RNA, 2770 nt
Organism: Pelmatolapia mariae (spotted tilapia)
Lineage: Eukaryota; Metazoa; Chordata; Actinopteri; Cichliformes; Cichlidae
Gene: uba5
Product: ubiquitin-like modifier activating enzyme 5
Exons: 12
Coding region: 129-1340 (403 amino acids)
Biological process (GO): protein ufmylation
Cellular component (GO): cytosol; cytoplasm
Molecular function (GO): UFM1 activating enzyme activity
Source: RefSeq, a predicted model, not a curated record